AUGGAUCAAUUCACAGACGGGAAAGAAUUAUUGUCAACAUCAUCAUUAGAAGCAGUAGCAUCAAGCAAGUGUAAGAAAAAAGGUUUACGCUGCGGCGAUAACGAUGGCGGAAAUUCAGAGCCCCGGAUCCCUCAUGACACAGUAAUCGAAGUGCUCAAGCGUCUUCCGGUCAAGUCCCUGAUGCGAUUCAAAUGCGUGUCCAAGCUCUGGCACUCCACUAUUUCUGAUUCUGGUUUUGCCGACGGGCUCCUCAUUACUUUUACCGACGUAGAUGCUUCAUCCCAACCCUGGCAACCGGUCCAGCGCUUUAUUCGCGUUUCCUCUGAUAAAACCCUACAUCACCAGGCAAGCAUAUUACUCACUGAUUACGACGUUACCCAGGCCAUCAAUGGCCUUGUUUGUUUAUAUGAUAAUACGAAUAACCGCAUUUUCUUAUGCAAUAUUUACACCCGUGAAAAUUUGGAGCUUCCAUCCCUACGAUUUGAUACUCGUCGCGCGAAAUAUUAUUUUGGGUACGAUCCAAUUAAAGAUUUGUACAAGUUACUUAAAGUAUGUUCAGACAAAGUUGGUGAUAUUUUUACUUUGGGGAUAGACACACCAAUGUUCCGUGGUGGUUAUCCUUGUGAGAUUCUCACUUUGGGGAUUGACUCUUCAUGGAGGAUCGUCCCUCCUGCAACUCUUGAUUUAAAGACACAAAGCAUUUGCAUAGAUGGAGUUCUGUAUUGGGGUCGGGACGGUCACCCUAAUUACGCAGUGGUUGCUUUUGAUCUAAUGAAGGAGAAGUUUCGGGUUGAACCUAUACCUGAUUAUAUGGCAGAGACCAUCAAAUGGAACCGGUUUAAUGUUAUGGGACUUGGAGGAAGGCUUACCUUGGCGCAGGUUGAAGCAUGUUUAUUUGAUGACGGGAAAUUGAUCUUAUGGGAAUUCGAUGAUGAUCAAGUAGGAUGGACCAAACACAUUGUUGAGUUGCCAACAGAGUUGAGCGAAGAGGGAUGUCGUUUUCCUGUUGGAAGCCUCCCUACGGGAGAAUUGUUACUUGCUGAUUACAGACUCAACUCUCCAAUGACUGUUUAUUCUUAUGAUCGUGCAGAAGGGAAGUUUGAAAAGUUUUUGAUGGCUGAGUUCCCUUCAUCUCUGCCUUUAGUAUGCAGGGAAGCAAAGCUUCGAAUAACUUAUCACAAGGGAAACUUUGCCCGGUUGGAUCAUUUGAUCAGAGGUUGUAAUUCACUUUCAUCAUCUGUGCCAUUAUCAGAUAGACAUUUCAUCCAGUGA
Molecule: messenger RNA, 1272 nt
Organism: Fraxinus pennsylvanica
Lineage: Eukaryota; Viridiplantae; Streptophyta; Magnoliopsida; Lamiales; Oleaceae
Source: the annotation of a GenBank genome assembly